Molecule: messenger RNA, 936 nt
Organism: Arctia plantaginis
Lineage: Eukaryota; Metazoa; Arthropoda; Insecta; Lepidoptera; Erebidae
Source: the annotation of a GenBank genome assembly
AUGUGCGGCAGAAUGCCUUAUAUUUGGACAUUUUCACCAGACUCUAAACCACUUUUAGAGCAAUGCCUUAAUGCCGCAGCUAUGUUACCGCCAGAUAACAAUAAUAAAUGGUUAUUACGAUUUGGACCCAAAAACUUAGAUCUAAUUAAAAAAACUGAUGACAUAGAUUUAACUGAAGAUUUUCCUGAACUAGAUAUCACUGAUAGACCUGCAGAAAAUCAAGAAAAUAUACAGAAACUUGUUGAAGUUUUGAUUGAUCCAGAUUUCGACAUAGUGUCUAAGUUCCACCUCAUAUAUGAAAAGUGUAAAGAAAAGCCAAAAUUGCUUACCAAAUUAGCUGAAAAUCUUCCAUCUGAUAUUAUAGAGAAAUUAACUUAUCAUAUAUUUGAUACUACAAACAAAAGCAAUCAGUUUUUACAAUAUUUUUAUGAAUACUUUGUUCCUGUAUAUAUCAAAAAGAGUAACUCUCGGCUUUGUACUGAGUUAUUACUUAAAGCUAAUAAAUUACAUACUGACUGUUUUAAAAUCUUACUUAAAGUGAUUCUUAAAGACACUGACAUACAAAAUACUAUAAUUAAUGACUUCAUAUGUACCUUGAAUGUUGAUCAACAAACUAAACUGCUGACUGACAUAAACAAUAUAGAACUAUCUGGUGAAGAAUUUUCACAUAAUGUAUUCAAUAUCUACACAGCUUAUAAAAGUUGUAAUAAAACUGAAAAUAUACAAAAUACUAUAUUAUCUUUGUUAAAAACUCAUUCGGUUCACUGUUCUGCAGAUAAAAGUUAUGGUAAAUUACUGCUGGCUUACCUACAACAAGAGAAGAUUUUUAAAACUAAUAGUAAUUAUGUAGAAAUUGAAAAAAUUAUAGAAAUACAUAAAUCACCAUUUAAAAGGCCUUGUCAUUCUGUUUUAGAAGAAAUAAAUAAUAGUUUAUAA